This is a messenger RNA of Caenorhabditis auriculariae, 1645 nucleotides long. The record is from the annotation of a GenBank genome assembly. NCBI's taxonomy places the organism in Eukaryota, Metazoa, Nematoda, Chromadorea, Rhabditida, Rhabditidae.
AUGAGAACGAGAUCGGCCGUGCUUCUGGCACUUUUCGCUGCUCGCUUCUGCUACGUCACGUUCCAUCAGCAGCAGCCGCGGCACGUCUCCAGACGGUUCCACAAUGGCGACUUCGACUCGUCGCUCUUCGUCCUUCUGCAGUCGACGUCGCCAGAAAAGGUUUCUAUCCUUUCGGAGAUUCAUGGAUGACAUCUCUUGGAACAGACGUCGUUGUGUGAGGGAAGUUGGCUCACCGACGUCGACGAUCUUUUUGUUUUCCCACAGCGAAUCGACCUCCGACGCAUUCGCGCCGCAUCUUGCUUCAUGUUCACGUGAGUUUGUUUGCUGAUUUAGAAGAAUUUCUCGACUUUUUUUUAUUAGUGCGUUCUUUGGAAAUUCUAGAAUUAAAAUUGAACUUCGAACUUUUUCUCCUAAAUACUUUAUUAUUCCGUUCGCCAAGACUUUAAAGACUUCAUCACUGGCAAGGUCAUAAAAAUAAAUAUGAAAAUAGAACGCAAACAAGAGAGAAGGAAAGAGGUGUAGAGAAAUCAGACUGGUUCAACUGGGCCGAACGGACUUUUUCUUCUUCAGAAUUUAUGACAAAGCCAUACAUAUUUCUUUUUAUCGACGAACUGAGUGAAGAAGAAUAUUUCAUGAAAUGGUUUGAUAAAGCGAGUUUGUAGGAAUAAUCGAUGAAUGGAGAAAAAAAAAGGUUUAGAAGGAUGCUGGCCUACAGUUCAAAGUACCUUCCGGGCCAUUCGCGAUGGAUCCUCUUCUCCUUGGACGACGCCUACGUCUUGGUCGACAAGUUGAGAAAGGUGUGAACAACUUCUUCUUCUUCUUCUUUGAUCAACUGCUGCUUCUCAGGAACUGAGCGCCUUGGACUCUCACGAACCGCAGUUCGCCGUGCUGGCCGACGUCAGCCUCGAGGUAUCGCUUUCGAAUCUUUUGGGUCAUUCGAGAUCUUUAUCGUCGCGCUGUUCCCAAGUUGAAAAUAUGAUUUUUUAGGACUGGAGGAGGAAUCAAAACCAAGGAAUCCUGAUGUCCAGAGCUGCUCACGAUAUUCUGUGGGACCGGCUCCGAAAUUCAUUGUGUCACUGCGAUGUUUCCGUGAAUAGUGAGGAGUUCUAUCUUAUAUAUAAUCUUGAAAAAGGUUCUCAUUGAAUGGGAUGAUAAAUUUGAAAUAGAGUUCGAACUCAAAGACGUCACAGAGUUUUUGGCUCAGGCGAAAAUUGCUCUUUAUUUCUGAAACCGCAUCACAAAUAAGUGAUUUUUUUUUUGAAUUUUUUUUUCGAUCUAAUAAAACUUCAAGAUUUUUUUAAACUUAACUUUGACUCGAAGCAACCAAAAUAUUUCUUCUAAUUUCCUAGACUUUAUCUCCCAGUGUCUGGGAACAAAGGGGCUUAACUUCAAUGAAGACGCCUACGGCAAAAGUCGCAACUUUGCGCUGACUCGACAUUUCGAAGUCAACGAGAUGUCGUCGGCCAGCAAGCCGUACAAUGAUGGUGAAGAGGUCUUUCGAGGAAUCUGAACGGAAAAUGGGAAUUUCAAUUUGCAGUGGAUCAGCGGCCACAGCUCGUCGAUUCUGUCUUUCCUGUCCCUCUCCGCUGACGAUCUCCGUGUUCUUCGGGUGCUUUUCCGGCGCGUUCGCGUGUCUGACCUGUAA